CUGACGGUCAGGCAGUGCGACUACCGAAACAUGGUGUCGCAAAAAAGGUGCCGGAGAUGAACGCAUUGAAGGCGUGAGUUCUAGCCCGAGAAGAGAAAAAAAGCCGACCCAGAACCAUGGUCUCCAAACUGACUCAUCUUCAGGUAGAGCUUCUGGGAGCCUUGCUGGAGUCUGGGCUGAGCAAGGAGACCCUCAUCAAAGCUCUGACGGAGCAGGACCCCUACCCACCCCAUGGCGACAGCCUGGGGCCCAUCUGCACGAUCCAAGCAGAGAAGAGAGAAACGUGCACGGAAAUCCCAGCUCUCGCCAAUGGGAUGGUGGAGUCCAGGAUGUCUGAAGAGGAAACCUCCGAUGAUGGAGAAGAUUUCACUCCUCCAAUAAUGAAGGAGCUGGAAAACCUGAGUCCAGAAGAGGCUGCUCACCAGAAAGCCGUAGUGGAGAGGCUAUUACAAGAAGAUCCCUGGCGGGUAGCUAAGAUGGUGAAGUCCUACCUCCAGCAGCACAACAUCCCACAACGGGAAGUGGUGGACACCACUGGCUUGAAUCAGUCCCAUCUCUCGCAGCAUCUCAACAAAGGCACGCCCAUGAAGACCCAGAAGAGAGCCGCCCUCUACACCUGGUACGUCCGCAAGCAGCGAGAAGUGGCCCAGCAAUUCACCCACGCUGGCCAGGGCAUCAUGGUGGAAGACAGCAUGGGGGACGACCUACCAGCCAAGAAGGGGAGACGGAAUCGCUUUAAGUGGGGGCCGGCUUCACAGCAAAUCCUCUUCCAGGCCUACGAGAGGCAGAAGAAUCCAAGCAAAGAGGAACGGGAAGCCUUGGUAGAGGAAUGCAACAGGGCAGAGUGCAUCCAAAGAGGCGUCUCCCCCUCCCAGGCCCAAGGGCUGGGCUCCAACCUGGUGACCGAGGUGAGAGUCUACAACUGGUUUGCCAACCGCCGGAAGGAAGAGGCUUUCCGGCACAAGCUUGCCAUGGACAGCUACACUGGGCCACAGCCCGGCUCUGCACUCCCCUUGGCGUCUCACGGCUCCUCCUCCCUCCAGUCCACGGCGCCUCUCUCGCCAAACAAGAUCCACGAGCAAUCUCCUCUACAGCAGCAGGGCCUCUCUUUUUCCGACUCCGCCAUGAGGUACAGCCAGCAGCCGGUCAGCGAGACGGAUUCCUCGAAUGGCAACCAGCACGGGGGAAACAAUGCCAUCGUGACCACUCAGACCAUCCUGCACCAGACCUCAUCCCCCGGGCUGUGUGCAGUCGCUUCCAGUUCUGCUCCAGACGCUAAGCUGAUCUCCGCUCCCGGAAGCUCCCUGCCCCCGGUGAGCACCCUGACGGCCUUGCACAGCCUCGAGCAAAACCCGCACGCCCUGAGCCAACAGACCCAGAACCUCAUCAUGGCUUCGCUCCCAGGGGUCAUGGCCAUUGGACCUGGGGACACUUCUUCCCUCACGCCGGCCUUCACCAAUGCUGGGGCCUCCACCUUGGUCAUCGGCCUCGCCUCCACCCAGCCCCAGAGCGUCCCGGUGAUCAACAACAUGGGGAGCAGCCUCACCACCCUGCAACCUGUCCAGUUCUCCCAGCAGCUGCACCCCUCUUACCAGCAACCCAUCAUGCAGCAGGUCCAGAGCCAUCUCAACCAGAGCCCCUUCAUGGCCACCAUGGCCCAGAUCCAGGCUCCGCAUGCACUCUACGGCCACAAGCCCGAGAUGGGCCAGUAUGCCCACACCGGCCUCCUGCCACAGACCAUGGUCAUCACAGACACCGCCAAUCUCAGCGCCUUGACCAGCCUGACGCCAACCAAACAGGUGUUCACGUCGGACGCAGAGACACACACAGAGUCCGGGAUGCACACGCCGCCGGUGCAGGCUUCCACGGUACACUUGCAGAACCAAGAGGCAGCCAUCCAGCACCUGCAGCCCAGCCACCGCCUCACGUCGAGCCCCGCCGUCUCUUCCAGCAGCCUGGUGCUUUACCAGAGCUCUGACUCCACCAACAGCCACGGCCACCUGCUACCAUCCGCUCAUGGCGUCAUAGAGACUUUCAUUUCAACACAGAUGGCGUCCUCCUCCCAGUAGCCACAGGGACCCCUGGACACUGGAUCGCCAUGGACCCAAGUACAAGGCGCUGUAUGCACCCAAGAUGCCUGCCCCAGGGAAAGGAAGACAGUGGUCACACGCCUAGCCGGGCAUCUCCUCUCUCCUGCACUGCCUUCUGUGAUUCCCCGUUCCACACCCCACAUCCCACAAAACGUUUGCAUGAAGCGACAUUGCAUGAAGCUGCCUUUUGGGGUUGUCCAUAGGGCAGGGCCCCCACUCCUUUAACCCCCUUUAAAAUUAACUGGAAGGGCCCCCCGCACUGGCUGAUUUGCCUUGGGCCCUGCACCCCGCCAGGGUCUCUAAGGACAGCCCUGCUGUCUUACACCGAGUCAGACCCUUGGUCCAUCUAGCUCAGUAUCGUCUACACCGACUGGCAGCGGCUUCUCCAAGGCUGCAGGCAGAAGUCUCUCCCAGCCCUACCUGGAGAUGCUGCCAGGGAUUGAAGCUGGGACCUUCUGCAUGCAAAAAAAUGCACACUGGAGACUGCAUUUGCCAAGAAAAAUCAGAGCCUUGGAAAAUUUGGGAUGGGAUGUUCCCAAAUUUGGGGGGAUGUUCUCCGAUCUUCAGCAGGAGUCCCUUCAUGACAGGAUGAUGGAAUGAGCAUGAACUGGUCAAGAGCAGACCAGUUUUCUAUUUCAACAAACAUGGAGGAACCAACCAGUUUCCAGCAAGUCUUGCAGGAAGAGGGAAAAGGUGUGCUCCAACAGAGACAAUUUCCUCUUGAUUCCUCCUCACACAAUUAUGCUGCAGGCAAGCUGUGUAAAAGCAAAGCCAAGGUCUUUCUUUGGGCAGAGAUUUUCACCCUCCUCUUGUAAAAGCAGGACAUUGGGGCAUAAUAUGGCUCUUUCUCCUCCUCCACUGUGGAAGAAGAUUCCUGCUAUUUCUCUGUCCUUGGGUCUCCAGGGGAUUCAUCCUGUAUGCCACCCCCAGCUCUGGCCAAAAGAGAGCAUUGCCAGGGGGGCAAGGAAGUAUCCUUAAAACAUUUGGACAGAGAAGAGGCUUGCUUGCAGGUCUCAGAAACUGGAAGUUUCUGCUCUUGCUGGCUCCAAAAUGCCGCUUUCACUGGAGACAGGUGUGAUUAAACAUCAAACGAGGAAAAGCUGACACCUUCCUGGUUUUAGGGUGAAUCCAAGCCUGUUCAUAUCCAAGGUAUUAAGAGAAAAAGUCAGAGGGGGAGAAAUAUUGAUCAAGAAUUGUUACGUGUAUGAGCAAACUGGAUCCAAAUUAUAAAGUGGGGGGAGCGCUUAGUACCAUUCCUUCAUAUUCACUGCCUCUGCUUUUUUUGAUCAUGAUACAGGCCCAGUUCAGACACCAUGCUAAACCAUGGCUUAGAACUAUGUCAGAAUGAUCCACAGUGCAUUCCCCUCCUGCGUGACGAGAUUGGAAACUUCCACCUUUGUUUAUGAACUAGCCACAGUUUCCCCCUCAACAUCCAAACUCAAGGAACUGUGGUUUGUUCUAACUGUGGUUAAUUAAUCACAGUUUGAUUCUGGCUUGUUAACUAACUGUAGUGAAAACAAAGCGCAGUUCCAGGUUUGGACUUAAUAAGAGAACUGCGGUUGGUUCAAAAAUAAAAAUGAAAGCUUUUAAUCCCCUCCCCUUACAUGCACGGAUGAAAGAGGAGCGUGCAGUCCCAAGGGUUCUUAGUGGCUUAGCAUGCAGCCAGACUGGGCCAUCAUGUAAAUAGUAUCCACAUUGUAUGCUGGGCAUCUUGAAUCGCCAGAGGUCCUUGUAAUGCUCAAUAGACUCAGACUCCAAAAGCAAUUGCCUGUCCUGCUUUAUCUUGUAAAUUUAUUUAAUUUUGAGUAAAUCAAAAGAAGGGGGGGGAGGUGUCAUCCACAAAGCUAUUGUGCCUGUUUAUAAAGUAAACACAGAUCAGUGGACUUUUAAGGUCACCAAGGCUGCAGGUAGCUGUGUCAGUCUGGAAGAAAAAAACACAGAAGUCACUGUACUUCUAUAAAAAGUGAGAAAGCUUUCAUGCUCCUCAAAACUCAUCAGGCUGGACGUUAAGCAGAAAGAAGAAAAGGAGGUUGCUGGACAAGAUGAAAUAGCAAUAGUCGCAUAUCCCCCAGAAUUAAUUAGAUUAUUUAAGUACCAAAUGUCCCAAAUGCAAAGCAGGCCUCUCAAGAGAAGAACCGAUAGUUGCCAAGAAGUAGAAGUUCCCUCCCAUUCUGCGUUCAAUUGGCCAAAGGCAAUUCUCUCCACCCCUUUUGACUGAAUGGAUUUAUGAGAGUGUUAAUAACCUCUCUCCUCAGGCUUUGAAGCAAAGCCUGCUGGAUCGGUCCCAAACCCAAUCUAGUCCAGCAUCCUGUUUCACACAGUGGCCCGCCAGAUGCCCCUGGGGAGCCCACAGGCAAGAAGUAUGUGCAUGCCCUCUCUCCUGCUGUUACUCCCCUGCAACUGGUAUUGUGAGGCAUCUUGCCUCUUAGGCUGGCGGUGGGCUAUAGCCACCAGACUAGUAGCCAUUGAUGGACGUCCUCCAUGGAUUUAUCUAAGCCUUUCUUAAAGCCAUCCAAGCUAGUGGCCACCACCACAUCCCACAGCAGAGAAUUCCAGAGUAAUUAUGCACAGUGUGAAACAUCCUUUUGUUGGUCCUAAAUUUCAUGGCUAUCAGUUUCAUGGGGUGACCCUGGGUUCUAGUGUUGUGAGAGAGGGAGGAAAAUUUCUCUGCAGGAUAAUGCUGAUCUUGAAUAUCUGUCUUAGACUGUGCAAUUCUAAUGUGUUAACAACUGUGAGAAUACAGUCCAGGAAGGUAUGCAUUCUUUCUAGACUGAUCUAGAACUUAACAAGUUGUUCUGGUAAGAACCAA
Messenger RNA from Hemicordylus capensis (graceful crag lizard), 4899 nucleotides. RefSeq names its product HNF1 homeobox A (gene HNF1A). The record is from RefSeq and is a predicted model, not a curated record. Lineage: Eukaryota; Metazoa; Chordata; Lepidosauria; Squamata; Cordylidae. Bases 117 to 2069 code for a protein of 650 amino acids. Gene Ontology annotation, molecular function: RNA polymerase II cis-regulatory region sequence-specific DNA binding; DNA-binding transcription factor activity, RNA polymerase II-specific. Gene Ontology annotation, biological process: pancreas development; regulation of transcription by RNA polymerase II; positive regulation of DNA-templated transcription. The transcript has 10 exons. Gene Ontology annotation, cellular component: nucleus.